Messenger RNA from Oncorhynchus tshawytscha (Chinook salmon), 5963 nucleotides. Its product is annotated as ALK tyrosine kinase receptor. Gene Ontology annotation, cellular component: membrane; signaling receptor complex. The coding region runs from base 272 to 4723 and encodes 1483 amino acids. NCBI's taxonomy places the organism in Eukaryota, Metazoa, Chordata, Actinopteri, Salmoniformes, Salmonidae. Gene Ontology annotation, biological process: cell surface receptor protein tyrosine kinase signaling pathway; regulation of neuron differentiation; regulation of cell population proliferation. Gene Ontology annotation, molecular function: protein binding; transmembrane receptor protein tyrosine kinase activity; ATP binding. The record is from RefSeq and is a predicted model, not a curated record. The transcript is spliced from 25 exons.
GGCGGUGGCUGGCUGGGGAGAGCAUUCACUUCAGGAUCUCCUCUGCCCCUAACUUGCACACAGGAGCUAGCAGUGGUGUGUGAAGUGUGCACACAUCCAUUUUGACUCUGACACACACACACCUGCACACUCCAUUUCAGCCACCUCUCGCACUGAGGUGCAGGGUGUCAUCUACGCACGCCACCUGUCAGCUUUAGAAAGAGUCUCCACCAAAAGCUUGUCCACCCAUAACCCGGCGGAAAAUACCCAGGGGUGGGAACUGAAAAGGGGCAUGCACCACCAGGCUAAGGAAGAGGGGGACCCUCCAAAAUUGCAAGGGGAGGAGGAGGGGGACUCGAACCCCACAGGCUCUUCGGGAACCCAGUCUGCCCCCUCUCCCGAGACCACUAUGGAGGGGGAAACUCAGCUGGAGGAAGAGGGGACCCCUGUUCUGACCCCCUACCCCAACAGUAGGCAGGGGGGGUCCUGUCGCCCGGGGUGUCUACUAGUGGCCCUGAUCUUGAUGCUCAUCUUUCUCCUCGGCAGCUGGGCGGUGGUCCACCUCACCCUGGGAUCCCGCGGAACCACGCCCUUCAGGAUUCAGGCCAGUUAUGACCGGCCGAUCGAGCAGGACGCCACCAUCGACCCAGGUUUCACCACUACCAUCGAACCGGGCUUCACCACCAACUGCACAGUGGAUCCCUACCCAAUCCACAACAUCACCCUCCAGGGCCAGUACCACUGUAACCAGGGCCCAGGGGUCCCUCUUGGACAGCUGUGUGACUUCAAGAUGGACUGCCCGCUCGGCGACGAUGAAGGGAACAUGUGCCGUCAGUUUCUCAAUGGCAGCUAUUGCUCCUUCGAGGACGGUGAGUGCGGAUGGCAGCCAAUUGCAGCCAAGGGAUCCUCCUGGAGGCGUGUUCGCACCAUUCCAAAGAAGGUGCGGCCUAGCUGUCCAUCAUCCUCAGGUGCCAUGUUCAGUGUGGAUGGAGGACAGUCCAAGGGUCAGCAGGGGUCCGCAUUGCUCAGGAGCCCUCUCUUCCCUCCUCCCCUACGGAACUCUCCAUGUGAGGUACGGUUCUGGAUGUGUUCCGGAGGUGGCCAGAGGUGGGCGCUAUCUUUGUGGCUGGUGGAGAACAGCACAGGACCUAAGGAGCAGCGCAGACUGUGGCACUCUGCCAGCGAGCCCAAGACCGAGAGAGGCUGGAGACUCAUUAUGCUUCCUCUCUACGGACUUGUUGACUGGUUCUGGCUCCAGUUCAGCGCUGACAAUGGACCAGGUCCAGGAUCAGCCAUUUGUCUGGAUAACAUCUCCUUCAGUAUGGACUGCUUCCUGGCAUCCAAUGGCGACUUUCCUCCUACAGUAACUGGCAACACUAAACUGCCAAUGAAACCAACCAAUCAGAACAUCAAAACAACCACCCCGUCCAAUGGAAACUCAAGAACCUUGUCAGAACAUCCAACUCUGACUGCCUACACCAAAUGGACCUUUCACACUUGUGGGGCAGUGGGUUCAGAGGGGCCCACCCCAACCCAGUGUAGCAGCUCAUAUCGGAACAGCAACAUCAACGUUACCGUGGCAACCAUAAGCCCAUUCAAAGGCAUCCAAAUCUGGAGAGUGCCGGAGACUGGCAGCUACAGGAUCACAGCUUGUGGGGCAGCUGGAGGUCGCAGUGUAUUGACCAUGGCCAAGUCACAUGGUGUCCAACUCACAGCAGACUUCCUGCUUCAGGAGGGCGAGUUCCUUCACAUCCUGGUGGGCCAAAAAGGAGAGGACGCCUGCCCCAAUACCAACGAGAUCCUAAACAAGAUCUGUGUGGAGCAGAUGCCAUUGGAAAACAAGACGCGGGUCCAAGGGGGCGGGGGCGGAGGAGGCGGAGCCACCUAUGUGUUCAAGGUAAGGAGAGAAGGCCGCGUCCCGAUAGUGCAGAGGGGUGUCCACAUCCCCCUGAUCAUCGCAGGUGGGGGUGGGGGACGUGGGUACAGCAGCCAAUCCGACAGCCAGGAUGAGUUGAUGGACGACCCCAAUGUACCAGGGCGCAACGGGAAGUCUGGAGCAGCAGGUGGAGGCGGAGGUUGGCAUGACAGUAACCCUGGGUCUCAGGGCGGGAGACCCCUCAUACUCGGAGGCCAGGGGGGGCAGCCCUGCAUUAAGUUCAGCUGGGAGACCCGAGGGGGUUUCGGGGGAGGGGGAGGUGCCUGUACAACCGGUGGUGGAGGAGGGGGCUAUAGAGGUGGCAGCACCUCUGAAGCUAAUGACCCAAAGCAGGAUGGAGAUGACGGCUCCUCUUUCAUCAGCCCAGAGGGAGAGACCUUCCUGGACCCUCUGAAAGGUAUGGAAAGUGAUGGAGAGGUGAUCAUCGGCCCCGUGCUAAACUGUAGCCACUGUGAGACGGGCGAAUGUCACAAGAACGAGGAGGGGACCUUGUGUUACUGUGAAGUGGACUUUGUACUGGCCCUCGACGGUGUGUCUUGUAUCAACUCAUCAACAGAGGUGUCUCCCCUGCCUCCCCAGCCCUCCCUGUCCCAGUUGGCCCUGGUUCUGUCUGUGGGGACUUCAGCCCUCAUUGCUGCCCUGCUGUUGGCUGUGUCUGGAGUCAUGAUCAUGUACAGACGUAAGCAUACAGAGCUACAGUCCAUUCAGCUGGAGCUCCAGAGCCCGGACUGUAAACUGAGCAAGCUGAGGGCUUCAACCAUCAUGACUGACUACAACCCCAACUACUGCUUCGCUGGGAAGUCCGCCUCUGUCAACGACCUGAAGGAGGUGCCCCGACGCAACAUCUCCCUCACAAGGGGUCUGGGACAUGGUGCCUUUGGUGAAGUGUAUGAAGGGAUGGCAGCAGGGAUACCUGGAGAGCCCAGUCCCAUGCAAGUAGCAGUCAAGACACUCCCUGAGGUGUGCUCUGAGCAGGAUGAGCUUGACUUUCUCAUGGAGGCUCUCAUUAUCAGUAAAUUCAGCCACCAGAACAUAGUGCGGUGUAUAGGGGUGAGUCUACAGGCCCUACCACGCUUCAUCCUAUUGGAAUUGAUGGCUGGAGGAGACCUCAAGAGUUUCCUGAGAGAGACGCGACCCAGACUGGAGCACCCUUCUAGUCUAUCCAUGGAGGACCUGCUCAACGUGGCCAGAGACAUAGCACAGGGAUGCCAAUACCUGGAGGAGAACCAGUUUAUACACCGGGACAUUGCAGCCCGGAACUGCCUGCUGACCACCAAAGGACCAGGGAGAGUGGCCAAGAUCGGGGACUUUGGAAUGGCCAGAGACAUUUAUAGGGCCAGCUACUACAGAAAGGGUGGGCGCGCCAUGCUGCCUGUGAAGUGGAUGCCUCCGGAAGCCUUCAUGGAGGGGAUCUUCACAUCCAAAACGGACACAUGGUCCUUUGGGGUGCUGCUAUGGGAGAUCUUCUCUUUGGGCUAUAUGCCCUAUCCCAGUCGCAGUAACCAGGAAGUGUUGGAGUUUGUCACCAGUGGGGGAAGGAUGGACCCUCCCAAAAACUGCCCAGGGCCUGUGUACCGGAUAAUGACACAGAGUUGGCAGCAUCAACCGGAAGACAGGCCCAACUUCUCUACCAUCUUGGAAAGGAUUGACUACUGCUUACAGGACCCCGAUGUGGUGACUGUUCCCUUGCCUGUGGAAUAUGGCCCCCUCCCUGAAGAGGAGGAGCGGGUCCCCAUGCGCCCUGAGGACCCCACGGCCUCCCCCCUGCUGGUGUCCACUCUGACGCCUGACGGUGUGGGCCCUGCACUGCCACCGUCAGCCCCCAAGCCCACCGAGGAGAACCAAAGAGUUGAACAACCCCUCCUCCUUACCAACCAGCUCCCUGAAACCUGCAAGCCCCAGGCGAUGGCUCAACAACCCCAGCCCCACCCCCAGACAUUCACCAUGACCACAGCCACCUCCAAGGCACCUCCCCCCAUCUCCACCCAGCAACCUAACCCAGACGGUGGCCACGUCAAUCUGGCCUUCACCCAGGGCCACCCUGGGGAUAAGGAGGGUCGCAAUGGGAAACCCACCAACCUGUGGAACCCCACUUACGGCUCCUGGUUCCUCCAGCUGCAGCAGCAGAAGAAGCAGCAUCAUCAGCAACAACCACAGCAACAACAACAGCUGCAGCAAAAGCAGGAAAGAGUGGGCAGUGGAGGUGGGGGAGUUGGAGGUGGGAGGGUGCCAGGCGAGGGGCAGGAGCACAAGGGACGGACUGUGGCCGAGGCAGUGGGGGCCCUGAGUCUCCAGCACCAGCAGCACAAGCAGCAGUUCCAGCCACCAUACCCCUUCCAUCCACAGCAGCAACAGCAGUUGCAGCUCUUACAUCACCAGCAGCAGCAACAGCAGGGGUUCUGCAGGCCACUUUUGCCACCUCCGCCACCACCACAGGCUACCUCCUUGGGUACCACUGAUCCUACCCUUUCCCCGCUCCUGUUAGAUUCGGCCGCCCUACCCCCGGUCCCUCUAUUUAGACUUCGCAGAUUCCCCUGCGGGAACAUCGGCUAUGGCUACCAGGAGCAAGGGUUACCCCUAGAGGCAGCCCACCACCACCAGAAUCCUGUCUCUGUCAACCCCCCUCCUCCACCGCCCCCUCCCCCGCCACCCGUGGCCCUCCAGAGAGGAGUGGCGGGGACCCAGCUGUCGCUGAGCCACUCGACGACGGCCAAAGCCGAGGACAGCCUCCCUCUGCUGGUCACCAUGGGGACGGUGCAGGACCCGAGGCUGCCACGGAUGGAGGGCCACAAUGCCACAGUGCUUUAGCCCCUCCACCCCCCAACCUCCACCUUGGAGACCGUGUGUACAGACAGAUAGGCAUACAGCCAGACUUGAUGAUACACCGUGCAACACUGUGUCAGGACACCUUACGACCAGCCCUCCCGUCUCGACACCUUGGUUUCAUCCACCGAUUGGAUCAAGCUAUUGUAUUGAGUCCAAAAUGUUUCAUCCCAAUGAGAUAAAAUGGCUGUGGAAAUUACACUGCGGUGUUAAAGCACAUUGGAGAGUUGCAAAGGACCACUAAGAAGAAAAGCUUAUUGAUUGUUGGCUAGGAAAACAGGAACAAUGUACAUGUUGCAGCACUGGCUAAUGUUCAGUAGACAAAUGUGGCAGGACGGUUAGAUGUUUCCAUUCGAUUGAACUAGCUAAUUUCUUUGCGAUGUGUUCACGACCUGCCCUCUCAUCUUCGCGGCUCUGUCGAUGUCAACGUAGCCUUUCACAUGGAGUCAUGCUGGAAACACACAAACAGAACAUACAUACACAUCUGCUAGAUAUCUAACUGACUGUAGCAUUAGCUAACUUCUACUCUAGCUAUUUCAUUGGCAAUUCAGGCCUUGGCAGUUGAUUAAUCAAUCAGAAACAAUUUCCCCAACAUAUGGUGAGAGUCGGACACUGGAUUCCUGAGUUUUUUUGUGUUUUUUUUUUACAAUGAAGAAAAAAUGUGUUUGUUGAUGCUUGCUUGCCUGCUUGUUUAUUUAUUAAUUUGUCUAUUUAUUAUUUGGGAGCUCUAUAAAUUAUUAAUACACCAACCUUAUCCAAAUUAGUUUGACAUACUGUACAUGGGUUAGCUAUUUGACUUUUUUUUGCAUUAAUCUUUGUCCAAUGUUGAAUUAAUAUCAACCCUUGUGAACAAUGGCCAAUGUACUGAAUGGUAUUUCAGAUAGUUGGGAUCAGUGCUCAUGUGGCUGUCUUUGCAAUUUAAAGUGUGUGAUUAGGUGUGUUUGAGCGAGAGGGAGAGGUAAAGAAAGACGGACAGAAUUAUUUUUCUUAGAAGGGCAAUACUAUGGAGCUUACUGUACACUGAUCUUAAAUGUUUAUUCAGGCAAGUUCACCUUCCAUUUCUCGUUAAAUAUGUUUUAUAUGUAUAUAAUAUGGCCCUCUAUGGAAAGACAGAAAUUACUGUUCCAUGGAUUCUUAUAUGUGGCAAUUCAUUUAAAUGAAAGUGGUGGUGUCCAAAUACUUUUGUAUAUAAAGUACCAGUCAAAAGUUUUAGAAUACCUACUUA